CAUGCGGCAGCGUCUCAGCCUGAGUGACGCAAAUCUGCUAGCAUCAGGUGCUGCUGGACACGACCUGCACUGGCUAGGGCCGCUUCGGCAUUAGGAUGACUGACGAAGAUUCUGACAGUGUAUACACCGAUUCCCAGACAGGGGAGGAGAGGGAGCUGCCCGUUAUCCAGUUGUGCGGAUUGGUGGAGGAACUCAGUUAUGGAAACUCUGGUCUCAAAAGGGAGACAGAGAUGUUUGAGAAAUAUUAUGCUAAACUGGAAACAAGGGAUCAGCAACCUUUACGGAUAUCGGAUGCUAAAAUAGCGUCAGAAUUCGCUCAGUUUAGAGGCCGGCGUAGAUCUAAGUCCCGCCCAGGUACAGACCAUUUGAUGGGCCUCACUGUUGACCAGAAACUUGACCUUGUAAAAAAAGAGCUGGAAGACACUAAGGAUGAAAUAAGGCAUGUGAGGGCUAAUGCUGAACGGGACCUGCAGUACCAUGAGGCAAUCAUCGAAGAAGCUGAAAUUCGAUGGACUGAAGUUCAGAAAGCAGUGCAUGAGUUUGAAAAAGAUAUUCUAAAAACCAUAUCCAAGAAGAAAGGGAGUAUCUUGGCUACUCAGAAAGUGAUGAAAUACAUUGAAGACAUGAACCACCGGAGGGAUAAUAUGAAGGAUAAAUUACGUUUGAAAAAUGUUUCUCUCAAAGUUCAGAGGAAAAAAAUGCUCUUACAAUUGAGGCAGAAGGAAGAGGUAGGCGAGGCCCUCCACGAAGUUGAUUUUCAGCAGCUGAACAUCGAAAACGCUCAGUUCUUAGAGAUGAUUGAAGCAAAGAAUCAAGAACUGAUUCAGCUGAAGCUGGCAUCUGGCAACACCCUGCAGGUCCUCAGCACCUACAAAAACAAGCUCCACCAAGCAAUGGAAAUGUACAACAAUUUGGACAAGGAGAUCUUGCUGAGACAUGAACUGCUUGAAAAAAUUCAAAGAGAAACCCUACAAGUAGAGGAGGACCGAGCCAAAGCAGAGGCUUUGAACAAGAAAUUGCGGAAGCAGAUGGCUGAGUUCCGGGUGCCGCCGGUGAUGACGUAUGUCCGGGAGAAGAUCUUAAAUAAGGACCUGGAGAAGACCAUCAAGAUGUGGGAGCGGAAAGUGGAGAUUGCGGAGAUGUCCUUAAAAGGCUACCGCAAGACUUGGAAUAGAAUGAAAAUAACCAAUGAGCAGUUGCAGGCAGAUUUGCCCCCUGGGAAAUAACCAGGGUUAGGCCACAGC
This is a messenger RNA of Chinchilla lanigera (long-tailed chinchilla), 1244 nucleotides long. RefSeq names its product coiled-coil domain containing 113 (gene Cfap263). The transcript has 9 exons. Gene Ontology annotation, biological process: cilium assembly. Gene Ontology annotation, cellular component: ciliary basal body; axoneme. Lineage: Eukaryota; Metazoa; Chordata; Mammalia; Rodentia; Chinchillidae. Bases 96 to 1226 code for a protein of 376 amino acids. The record is from RefSeq and is a predicted model, not a curated record.